GCCGUCUCACCGCCUGCCAGAGUCGUCGCCAUGCCCAUCCUCCCGCCGGCGUCACCUCGACCGUCCGCAUCUCUCGCCGGGCUGCGCUUGAUCGAGACUCUCGACACACAUGCGAAUUCAUGCGCCAUAAUGUCUGACAACGUCGGCCUGUCCACGCCCCGAGGCAGCGGAACCUCGGGCUACGUCCAGCGCAACCUCGCGCACAUCAGACCCCGCGACCAGGCCGCGCCCUACCCCAAGGACCUCGACAGCCUGCGACACCGACAGCGCCAGCCCGACAAGGGCAUCCUCGAGCACGAUCGCAAGCGUCAGAUCGAGGUCAAGGUGUUUGAGCUGCGGGACAAGCUCGAGGACGACGAGGUCGACGAGGAGGAGAUUGACCGCCGAUGCGACGAGCUGCGACAAAAGCUCAUCGCGGAAGCCGAGGCGGGGAAGAAGAGCGGCGGCCCGAGAAAAACGUUCAAGGAGCACCAAGUCCAUGAGAUGGCCGACGCCAAGAUCAAGGAAAGCGAGCGGCUGCGAAAGGCCCUCAAGAUCAGCUCCGACUACGAGGAGGGCAGUCACUGGAAGAGACAGGAGGAGAGGCUGCGCACAGCUCUCGAUAGGGAACCGGAUGCAAAGGAGUAGGGGUUUUUUCCCUGGAGAGUGAUGAUUGCGCCACCCCAAAUGCGCCCUGAUGGACGACCGUCGCCAAGAUACCCACAGCAACUGCUCGGCCACGGUGCGGAGACUCAGUCAUUGAUUGCAAAGGCCACGGUGCUACAGCACCCGCUCACUACACGGCGAGAUUAGCCCUUGUCUCGUCAAGGAUCCUUCUGGUUCGCCUCGGGUGCACACCGGCUGGGACACGAUCCAGGAAGCCGCUCAAGGAAGGCUUUGAGAACAGACAUUCGUGCGGUAUGUCGCUUCGCGAAGAGCAAUCAGGCGCAGAAAGUCUAUACAAAGAGCCCCGACCGCCUUGUCUUCCAACCUGCAUGAUUGACAUACCGGCUGGCGGUGCUAUCACUGAACAAUGCACUGCGGAUUACGAAUGACAUCUUCGGCCAAGUCGGAUUGUUGACGACUGCCCAGCUCCCUUUGCCAUCACAUCGUGUCAUCUGCCCGCCUUCACGGAUGGAAAUUAUGACUAUAAAUCCACUCAGCAAAUUAUAAAACCAAAGAUCUCGAG
This is a messenger RNA of Purpureocillium takamizusanense, 1168 nucleotides long. RefSeq names its product RNA-splicing factor (gene CWC21). The transcript is spliced from 3 exons. Lineage: Eukaryota; Fungi; Ascomycota; Sordariomycetes; Hypocreales; Ophiocordycipitaceae. The record is from RefSeq and is a predicted model, not a curated record. Bases 31 to 627 code for a protein of 198 amino acids.